Ylistrum balloti is the source of this 1859-nucleotide messenger RNA. RefSeq lists its product as uncharacterized. The transcript has 6 exons. The coding region runs from base 176 to 1522 and encodes 448 amino acids. The record is from RefSeq and is a predicted model, not a curated record. NCBI's taxonomy places the organism in Eukaryota, Metazoa, Mollusca, Bivalvia, Pectinida, Pectinidae.
AAAUUUAUGACCUAAGGAAGUUGGUCAGCAUUGGAUAUGGACAAAGGAAUAGUGAAUUUUUCGUGAUUUUUAAAUUUUUUUUAUUAAUUUGGGUUCCAUGCUUUCAAGACUGAUGCGAAAUUCGUGGGAUAAGCAAAUAUUACAACGUUAAAGGUUUACAGCACGUGGUAACAAGAUGUCAUCAAAUGCUGUUAUAGUAGCCGUGUGUUCCGUCGGAUCAGGUGUAAUGGGAUUGAUCGCAGGUCUCCUCAUCAUGUUUGUGAUCAAAAGCUGUCGGACUAAAGUGGGCAAUACUGACAUAGAGACUGACGUUUCAUUCCGCCGAGAGCCCUUCCCACAGGUAUAUGACUAUAGGAACGAGAAUAUCAGAUCCUGGGAAAAUACAGACCCCGUAGCUUCUCAGAUAACGAAUGAUGGUGAGAGCGGCAUCUAUUGUAGAAUAUCAAAGUUUGACAUUCCAGUGGUGACAGAGGAUGCUGCUGUACAGACAACUGAUGAUGAAGCUGAUUACGUAUACCUGAUUAAAUACGAACAAGGUGUCCAAUGUGACAUCAUCAGCACGUGCUCUUCUCCUACAUCACCAUGUAACCAACCCACGUCGUCUUUCCCUCAUGGAACAGGCAUGUCUUAUUCCACCUAUCGACGUCAUAUCCGGGACGCUUUUAGCACGUGGCAGAUUGUGCAAGCGGCUACCAAUAAUUCAAACAUAUGUGACAAAAACUGGUCUCAUCCUUUACCGGAUCAUCGACAAUAUACUGGUAACGUUGAAACCCAGAACGAGGCGGCAGACGACAAUGACGUACUGAUGAUAAAACUGACGCCGAAUGUCCGUGAUUUCCUCCACAUGAAUGGUUUGUGUGACAAACAAUCGUCAGCUGAAGUUCAAGCAAACGUAAAGCAGACACACAAGACUAUUAAACAGAUCGUCACUUCUUUAGAAGGGUCAAGUCAAGGGAACAGUACUAAUAUUCAUUCUGCAAUUUCAGGAUUAACUGUGGAAGCAGAAGACCAUUAUGUGAGGAGUGAUGAAGACUAUUUACCAAUGGAAGGCCAAAAUGAUGAUGAUUACCUGCCCAUGGAAAAUCCCUCGGAAAACGAUGAAUAUGUGGAAUCAGUGAAACUGGAUAAUUAUUCGUGUUUUUCAUCUUUCCAACGAAAAGAUAUUUCAACGAAACCAAUUUGUGUUAAAACUUCCGCAUACGGAGAUAAUGAGUUACGUCCGGUUGAAUGUGAUACUUCCGAUCGCUGCUAUGUUGAUAGUUCUUUCUGUACGGGUUGUGUUGACGAUAUUUAUGACGAUUGCAAAAGUGAGGAUUCAUCGGAAAAUGAAGAUUAUCUGCCGAUGACAACUAAGACUGCCCCUGUAAACGAGGACUAUUACAACUGUAAUCAUUUGAAAGUAGACGACGAUGACUAUGUGCCCGUCGAUGAUCAUUCAUUAUCGCGCAGACGCGGAAGUUCCACACACAAUUCUGACUAUAUUAACUACCGACCGAGAGGUGGACACGCCGACGAAUGCUGACAAUCUGUGUGUGACAUCGGCAAGCUGAUGACUGGCUGGCAAUUGAAUCGGUUUGCGAAACUGGCCGAGAGGUGCGCACGCUGACAAAUGCUGACAAUCGGCGUGUCAUUUGUACAAUCUUUGUGAAACCGGAGAACACUGACGAGUCCUGAUAGUCGGUGUGUGUCACUUCGAUACAUGUAAAUAUCGACAAGAUUUUGGUAAAUCAGCAAAAUAGAUAAAAUAACAUUUUAAAAUUACAUUGAAGUAUCCACUCACUAUAUUACAGCCAUGAAGAAUAUUGUAGAAUCAGAAUUGUGUAUACUUUACAUCAAAUAAAAUAUAUUUCCUCUCGAAA